Drosophila navojoa is the source of this 9790-nucleotide messenger RNA. RefSeq names its product serine/threonine-protein kinase Smg1 (gene nonC). The record is from RefSeq and is a predicted model, not a curated record. Gene Ontology annotation, biological process: nuclear-transcribed mRNA catabolic process, nonsense-mediated decay; negative regulation of macroautophagy; phosphorylation. NCBI's taxonomy places the organism in Eukaryota, Metazoa, Arthropoda, Insecta, Diptera, Drosophilidae. Gene Ontology annotation, cellular component: TORC1 complex; cytoplasm; TORC2 complex. Gene Ontology annotation, molecular function: protein serine/threonine kinase activity; protein binding.
UCUAUGAACUGAACGUGAAAGCCAAAACAACAAAAACAAUUCGGUGGCGCAAAUUUAAUGUACAUAUAUGAUCACUAUCCGCGGUGAUCUUUCAAUGAAAAGCGCUGUUUAUCCGCUGGGCAAUUGCAACAAUGCCAACGAGAAUGCAUCGAUACUGAGCGAUGGUUCUGGCCACAAGGGCAACAAAAGGAGCGGGAACAAAUACAUUGGGAACAACAACAUCACCAACAGCAACAACAACAUUAACAAUUACAACAACAGCAACAUUAAUAAUGUAAAUGAAAAUACGCUGUGGCCUCCUGCAUACGAUAUGCAAGCGUCGUCCGCCAACGCUAAUCCAGUGCUGCGUAAUAUAAACAAUGAUAUGACAAAGGACAUUUCGCGCAAAGUGCUUCAAUGCAAGAUGCAAUUCACAUCCAAUGAUCGAUUAGACAAAAUGAGCGGCGACGACAUGCGCAUGUCGAAGAUCAUGCGCCGCCUGCACAACGAAUCGAGCCCGGCGGCUGCUCUCGAACUGUGCAACAAACUGGACAUGGCCGUGCGGACUCCAGUUAAUGUGGGUUAUUUGACUCGAUCUUUUGACGUUAUCUUGGAUGGAAUGCAGUCGUUGUUCAAGCAAUGCCCGGCUCCGGUGCUGAACGAGUGCAGCAAAACUCUAGGAGUGAUUGGCUACAUCAAUCGCAUGUCAUAUCCCAUCUAUGAGGACUUCAUUGUGAGGAACUUUAAAAUGCACAAGCGCAUGCAAAAAUAUUUAAUUCUUGCGCUGCAGACGACGCUCAGCUGCGACACAAAAUGCGAUAUGCACAUUUUUUCGGACAAGAUAAUGGCGCUAUUGAAAGACUUUCUGGAGGGAGCUGAUAGCCCCGACAUCUUCAUGGGCAUCAGUAUGUGCAUUGUGCAAUUUUCGCUCAAUUAUCGCGAGGUUUUCGAGUGCCAUUUUACGGAUGUGGUGGACAUCAUCAUUGGCUGGCAGCUGGAGGUUGGCCAGCCCGAGGAAGUGAGGACGCAUUGCGCUUACGUGUUGGAGCAGCUGACACCAUAUUUUAGCAAGCAAUUGGACUUUAGCUAUGGACUCCUAACCCAGUUCAUCGAGGACAUAUCGGAAAAAUCAGAGCGCCCGGGCGAGCGAAUCGGCGCCUUCGUUGGAGCCUUCAAUACGCUGCUGAAAUGUCUCACACGUAUGCGCAUUACAUGCGAAUCGAUCGUUUCCCUCGCACUCGUGCAUCUCAUCAAAGUGCUGCCCGCCAUGCUGGAGAACCCGGAGGGCGUAGGCGACGAUGCUCUAAUAAAUAUCAAUGAACUAUUCUGCAUUUGCUUGCUCAAUGGCUAUGCCAAUCCGGACGCAGGGACUCUCGACAAGUUAAUCCAUAUGCAAUUCGAGCACAUCACCAAAUUGCCCGACUCUCAGAAAUUGAGUUGCCUGUAUUUGCUGUUGUGCACGGUGCGGAAGCUGCGCGCUCGCCUGCCCGCCAGCCUGGUCCAGCUGAUCUUUCAGUCGGAUCCCGCUGAUGCUGCAAAGCAAACAUAUUUGACCAGCAUACGACUACAGAACGACACAAAGGCCUACAAGCUGCUGUUGCGCACAUGCCAGGAGACGUUGCUGAUUAAGAAUGUGCCCAUCUUGCAGCAGGCAUACAAACAGCUCGUCCAGGACGUCGACAAAUGCAUCUCAAAGCUGGCCCAGGCCCAGGCCCAGGCCGACUCCAGCGAAGCGGACAUCUUGCUCAUCUUUCAUUUGGCCGCACUGGCGGCACUGGCCAAGCAGACGUCCUCAAUCAUUGGCAUGUACGCCUGCAAGCCAUCCAUACUGGAGCUGUUGAUAACCAAUUGUCGUGCCGGCGAAUUGAGUAUCUGGUCAAAGCAUCCGACCACCCAUCAUGCCAUACUCUGUCUGCUCGUCGUCCACUGCCAGGCCAAUCACAAUUUCCGCAAUAACUCCAGUCUGCUGCGCGAGAGCGACGCCGGCAAGAAUCUGCAUUCGAGCAGCUCCCAGUCGCCUACGGCUCACAGCUUCGGUCAGAUACUCAAGUUCUUGGCACACUGCUUGGUGAAUGGUGCACAGCUGGCGCCGGUCAAUCUCAAGCAUCUGCUCGGCUGGACGAAAUCUCUGCUGGUCGAGUGUGGCUCGCGCUGCGCCGUAUUGCUGGAGCAUGACGAUUUCAUGACCAUUUGCGAGAGCGUUGCCAGCACAGCUGCGAAAUACGCGCCCAUGGAGAGUGCUCUGUGCAUCCAGGCCGUGCUCGGCUAUGGCACAUCGAAUCUGAGCCUCGAGCUCCUCCUUUUGUAUCGUGAAACGGCGCUCCAGCAGCUCCAACCGUUGGCCAGCAGCGCGCACGAGGCCUACGCCCAGAUCUAUGCCCAGUUGCCGCUCAGCUUGAUCAUCGCCAGACGUGUCCCCUCCGGCAUCGGCAGCAAUCACAUUUGCGUCUGGCAGCAGCGCCUGAGCCAGUGCAGCGCCAUACGCGAAAAUGUCUUUCGGGAUUUCUUCGAGCGCCUGCAGACGCCGGAGCAACAGCCGUUCGGCGAGUGCCUGCGGUCGAUGUUCAUGCGCAGCUGCCAGGUGACGCAGCUCGACGAGCGGCAGGAGAAGUUGUCCCAGUGCAUGCGCCGCUGUCAGCGUCUGGCCACCGUCUGGCUGCAGUUCGAGGCGGCGCGCUUCUGUGUCGACCAGAAGCUGCGCACGCCGCUGGGCAAGCCGCAGGACACGUUCCUCGCCUUCGAAGCCAUUGUGACGCGCUACGCCCGACUCCUGAGUGGCUGUGGCAAGGACAACGAGCGUCGAGCCUUCGACGAUCUGUCACUGCAGCAGCUCUCCAACACGCGUGCCAACUUGAACCUGCUGCUGGGCUUCCUGGAUGCGCUCGAGAAGCUCAUCUACAAUGCGGCCGAGGGCAGCGCCUUUGCACUGCGUGCGCCCGAGAAGCCAGUCAGCGCCUUCUUCCGGCUCAACAAUCCGACAUGCCAGUCCUGGUUCAAUCGCAUUCGCACCAGCGUCAUCAUCAUUGCCAUGCACUGUCAUCAGCCGGAGUUGGUCAUACGCUAUGCCCAGCAAAUCCUGCUCACCCAUAAGACGCAGGACUCCAUGUACAGCCAGGCGAUUGUCUACUUGGCCUGGGCCUUUGUCACCUGCCGUGAAUCGGACUCGCUGCGCGGCCUCUACGUGUGGGCGCGCGCGCGCAGCAGCAAGUGCUACAGGUGGCUGCAGAGUGCCGCAGAUCAGGCAGCUGAGCGCACGGAACUGGCGGUGGUUGGCUACCGUUCCAUUCUGGCCGAUGGGGAUCUGGAGACGCAUGUGCGCCAGUUUGUGCAGGCGCAGCUGUUCGAGUGCCUGCACUGCACGGGUCAGUGGACGCAGAUAGUGGAGCUGAAGGCGCAGUGGAAGCGCGCCGGCGACAACAUCCAGGUGAAUCCCUUUCUGCACAAGAGCAUGACGCAUCUGAGUGUGCUGGAGCAGCUGCUGGCCAAGAGCGAGGCCACAUCGGACGAACUAAACGCAGCGCUGCACACGCUGAGCAUCUGGCCCAGCGACAACGAGCCCCACGCCAGCUUCUCGGCCGACUGUGUGCUCGAGAAGCUGGAGAACAUUGUGCUGCAGCAGUGCCACUCAGCGGACGACCUCAAGCCGUUUGAGGUGGGCCCAUCCGUGCAGCAGCUGCUGGACAUGAACUGGCGCGAAUGCCUGCUCAACUACAGCUGCGAGCAGCAGCACUGGCAGCAGCUGACGCUGCUGAAGCACAUCACCCAGACGCUGAGCAGCAGCCAGGAGCCGCUGAUGCUGCUGCCCCUGGACAGCAAGGGCCGGGAGGAGCGGCAGCAGCAGCAGCUCCAGCAACAGCAUCACCAUCAUCAGCACCAUAUUGGCAGCCUGGGCAGCUCCCUAUUCCUGCGCUGCGUGGCCUGGACGCAGCUGCUGCGCAAUCACUGCAACGUGAACAGCCUGGGCAGUCUCUAUCUGGAGACGGCGGCGGUGGCGCGUGAGGAGGGCAACCAGUCCACCUGCCAGGCCAUGCUGGAGCUGUUCUUCGGCCAGCCACUCAAAGACGUUGCGGGCUACCUGCUGACCAAUUCGCCGGACACCAACAAUUUGCAGCUGCUGCGUGGCUACACCGAGGUGGCCAAGUGCCUCUACCUCCAACAGCAGCAGCAACAGCAGCAGCAGUGCAGCGAGCUGAGCGCCAUCAAUGUCUGCACAUCGCUUUGCCUGGCCAUACAGAAGCAGCUGCCGCAGCCGGAGCUGGCUUCCGAUGUGGGAGCCGAGCUGUUGCUGACGCUCGCGGAUUGGAUAGCCGCGCGCAGCUGCAACGGGCUGGCCACCAACAUGUCCACCCAAAUGCAGCAGCUGCUGGAGCAGCUGCCCGAGUGCCCCUUGGCGCGCAGCUCGACACAGCCGACGACGCUGCCGCAUGGCGAGCGAUUGGUGGCGCGCCUGAUCAAUGCCAGCCUGCAGCAGCGGCCGAACAACGAGGAGGCGCUCAUAGCGUAUGGCAACUGGUGCUAUCGCUGGGGCAAGAAGACCGUCGACAGCGGCACCGUGCUCAGCCAGGCGGACAUCACAGCCAUUGGCGAGGCGCUGGGCGGCGAUCAGCCUCUCGAUGGCGACACGCUGCAGGAGCUGCUGGAGGCACUGCGCACGGAGCCACAGCCGGGCAACAAUUGCGAGCAGGACGAACUGCAAACGGAUGCCCAGUGCGAGCUGCGACUGCGCCAGCUCAGCGCGCUGGCCGACAAGCCAGCCAGCGUGCUGGAGUCGAUUGUGCGCAUUUGGCGUCGCGCCAUGGCUAAUACCUUUGACUACUACAAGGCGGCGGCAGGUUGCUAUUUCCAUUAUCUCAGCCUGAAGGCGGGCUCCGGCGAGGGGUGUGCGUUGCCGCCGCAGCAGCCGCGUUUCCAUGUGGACGACAGCAAUAUGGUGACGACAACGCUGCGUCUGCUGCGCCUGAUUGUGAAGCAUGCCAGCGGACUGCAGGAUGUGCUGGAGCAGGGGCUGAAGACGACGCCGAUUGGGCCGUGGAAGGUCAUCAUACCGCAGCUCUUCAGCCGGCUCAAUCAUCAUGAGCCGUAUGUGAGGAAGAGUGUGUGUGCGCUGCUCUGCCGCCUGGCCGAGAGUCGGCCGCAGCUGGUCACCUUUCCGGCGGUGGUGGGCGCCAAUCGUGAGCUACAAGCCACGCCCAUUGGCAGCGGCAGCAACAGCAGCAGCAGCAGCCCGGCACAGAGCUAUGCGAUAUUGUUGAAUGCUUUGACCAAGCAGUCGCCCGAGGUCGUGCAGCAUGUCCAGCUGCUGGUCAAGGAGCUGCGACGCGUCUGCCUGCUCUGGGAUGAGUACUGGAUACACUCGCUGGCGCAAAUCUACAACAGCUAUGUGGGUCGGGUCAACGGACUGGCCAGCGAAUUCAAGCCCGACGACCAUGAGGGCAAGCAGAAUCGCUUCGAUAGCUGGCGCCCGCAGCUGCUCAGCGACAUGGAGGCGCUGAUGGCGUUCACCACGCGCGAGGCGGAGACCAACUACGAGCGCAGCUUCAAGCGGCGCUUCGAUGCGCCCAUUGCGAGCACGCUGGAGGCGCUGCGUAAUCGCCCGUACCCGGAGGCGUGGGACAAGCUGAAGCAGCUCUACCACGUGCUGCAGUCCAAUAUGCUGCGCGGCACGAGCAGCACUCUGAAAAUGCAGACGAUCAGUCCGGUGCUGUGCGAGAUUGGACGCAUGCGCAUCUCGAUGCCGGGCCUGGACGCGCAAGACGAACAGCAGCCGGUGCACAUUGAGAGCGUGGAGAGCACCGUCUGCAUUCUGCCCACCAAGACGAAGCCCAAGAAGGUCGCCUUCUAUGGCAGCAAUGGGCAGAAGUACACGUUCCUCUUCAAGGGCCUGGAGGAUCUGCAUCUGGACGAGCGCAUCAUGCAAUUUCUGUCCAUAUCGAACGCCAUCAUGGCUACCAAAAAUGAUACGCCGCACAGCUGCUACCGCGCCCACCACUACUCGGUCAUACCGCUGGGCCCCCAGUCGGGUCUGAUCAGCUGGGUGGACGGGGUCACUCCGCUGUUCGCCCUGUACAAGAAGUGGCAGCAGCGCCAGCCUCAGCCGGCCACAGGCGCCACAUCGCGCCGCCUCACCGAUCUCUACUACAACAAGCUGUCGCCAUUGCUGGCCAAGCACAACAUGCUGGUCACGGAUCCGCGUCGCCAGUGGCCCCUGUCGGUGCUGCGCCAGGUGCUUAACGAGCUGCAGCAGGAGACGCCGGCGGAUCUGCUCACCCGUGAGCUCUGGUGCCAUGCGGGCAGCGCCGCCGAGUGGCGCCAGUCAGUGCGCCGCUACACGAACUGCAUGGCCGUCAUGUCCGUCAUUGGCUAUGUGAUUGGCCUGGGCGAUCGCCACUUGGACAAUGUGCUCAUCAACCUGAGCAGCGGCGACAUCGUCCACAUCGACUACAAUGUCUGCUUCGAGAAGGGACGCACCCUGCGCAUACCCGAGCGUGUGCCCUUCCGGCUGACGCAGAAUAUGGUGCACGCCCUGGGCAUUACCGGCAUCGAGGGCGCCUACCGUCUGGGCUGCGAGUAUGUACUGAAGGUGAUGCGCAAGGAGCGCGAAACCCUGCUCACCCUGCUCGAGGCAUUCGUCUAUGAUCCGCUAGUCGACUGGACAAUCAACGAAGAUGCGUCGACUCUGCGACGCUCCAUCAAUGCGAAACCGCUGGCCUGUGCCACCGCCACCAAAGAGCUGAAGUGCCUCAAGAAGGACAAGGGCAAGAACAAGCUCUCCGACUGGGACGCCAAGCGACGACACUACGUGAGCAAGCUGAAGCAGUGCCAAAAGUUUUGGACCAAAUACAAACUGGAUAUAUUGCCCCAGCUAACGGACAUGCUGCGAGAGAUUGAGAAGCUGCAGCAGAUACAGACGCAGCGCCUGGCCACGGAGCAGGAUCUGCUGAAACUGAACCAGCGCAGCGCCCUGAUAGCCGAGAUCAAUGCCCUGGGCACGGCCAUUGAGAGUCACAGCUUCAAUUCGGCCUCGCCGCGCUACGCCACCAAGCUGUACCACACGGAGGCGUUGGCUCGCCAGGUCCAGCUGCGUCAGCCCGACUAUGAGACGGUGUCGUCGCUGCUGGUGAGCUAUGGGCAGUGCCUGGAGCAGCAGCAUCUGACCGAGUUCAACAUGCGGCUGAUUCACUUCAAGCUGGACGGAAGCAACUUGCACAGCGAGUACCUGGCCUUGCUGGAGCUGGUGCAGUGCCAUUUGCCACCGCAGACGCUGGAGUCCUACGAGAGCACUCGCACCCAGCUGGACGAGCUGUGCGAGCGGCUGAACGAUCUGGGCCUGCAGUGCGUGGAGCACAUGCAGCAGUAUGCAUCCAUAAUGGCCUACUAUCCGGAGCAUCUGAAGGGCAACAACAUCUUUAUGCGCUUCCACGAGAGCUAUGCCAACUACUUGGCCAAGGCCGAGAGCAGCAACGGGAGAAGCCAACAGAGCUCGCCGGAGUUCGACACGGACAGCAAGCUGAACGCAGCCCGAACCUUGGAGGCGGUUCACCUGAGUCUCAGCUGUCAGCUGCUCGAGUUGACGCAGCACUUUGCCCACGAGCAGGCCCUGGCCCAGUCGCAGAGCCCGUCGCACGUCCUGCUGGCGGCUAUAAAGCACAGCGGCUACAGCAAAGUGCAGCUCGAUGCGGCCCUGCUGCACACCCUGGAGAAGGCCAACAAUGCGUUCGCCCACUACGAGCGAUCGGCUGUGGAGGAGCAUGAAAUCAAACUCUUGGAGCAUCAGUUGCAGCACAUUCAGCUGGUGCAAACAAUGUGCCAGAGCGUUACGGAGCCCAUGGACCAGGCCAACGAUCACCUCAGCCAGCUGCAGGACACGCUGUCCAUGCUCAUCCAGCUGCAGCACAGCUUCGAGCAUGGCCUCACCGCCAGCGUGUUCCGUCUGCUGCUGUUGCCAGCCAAGCAGCACCAUUUGGAGGCAAUUCUACAGCUGGACAGCAAGGGUCUGGCCGAACGUUACCACCGAUCAAUGCGAGUGCAGCAACAGGAGUUGGAGCAAUCGGAAAAGCAACUGGAUCUCGUGGAGGACUCGCCGCAGCAAUUCACCAUUCCACGAGCUUUGGAAGCUGAGUUCAUGCAAUGCCUGCAGCUCGGCUACGAUCUCUUCCAGCAGCUUAACAAGGCCCUGGAGCGUGUCACGCGCAAUAUCAAAUUGAUCAUUGACGAUGUCAACGAUGCUCCGACACGGCAGUACACGGAAUUGGACAUAAUUAAGAUCGCUGGCAACACGUUGUCUGAGAAAUGCUUCUUCGAUCUGGUGCUGCAGACGGUGGACGCCAGCAGGAGCUGGGAUCAGCGACUGAUGCGUGAGCCCGUGCAGAGCUUUGUACAGCGCCUGGAGAUGACGUAUAUUGUGGGCGUGGUGCCAUUGCUCUGCCAUUCCCACUACACGAACUGUUGCAUACGUGGCCAGGAGGUGGCAGCAGCCAUUGCCCUCUGCUCGCCGGAUGUGCUGCAGCUGUGCGAUGGCUUCUUUGCCGCGCUGCAAGCGGAGGCGACGCUGCAGCAGAGCCAGUGCGAAAUCGGGCAGCUCAAUCAGCUGAUCGAGACACAGACGCUCAUCGCAACGGCGCACUACUGGGCAUACGGCGAAUCGCUGGGCAACGAGCUGAACUGUGGCCACGUCAUCAGCCGGCAGAAGCUGUCCGAGGCAAUCAGCCAGAACUUGCAGACGCUGUCGGACAAGGCGCUGGCUAUGGAGCGGCUGCAGCACCGCCUGACCUCGCAGCUAGAUCAGCUGCAGAGCCAUCGCAGCAACUGGAAUCGCAAUCACAUCGACAGCCUGCUGCGCAACGAGCAGCUGCAGCACAAGCUGACCAGCAAUCAGCUGGACGUGAUCAAUGAGCUGAAGAUAUGCGCCAGUGCGCUGUGCAGCAUCGAGCAGGCGGGCGGAAUUGACGGAGAGCAGGAGAAACUGCUGCUGGACAACAUGGAGCAGUGGCUGCAGGCCUACCAGCAGUGGGAGGUGAGUAAUGCACGGAUUAGCGCCGUGGAGCAGGCGAUUGUCCAGCUGCUGGAUCCCGAGGGAGCCAUCGAUGACUGCUGGGUAAAGAACGUGCAGGGUCUGCUCGAGGAUUACACGUGCAAGGUGCAGCGCGAACUGUCGAUGCUGGAGUCGGAACAGCAGACCAGGCGCAGACUCAUCUAUGGGGUGCUCAAGGAAGUGCAGCGAAACCAGGAACAGAUGCCGCGCAUUUACACGCGCAGCCUGUGCAACGACUCCGAGGAGCAGGCCAAAAUGGUGCCCCUGGAUAUUCAGCUGCUUUGUGGUCAUGUGCGCGAUGCACAGCGCACACUCGUGGACUUCUUUCAGCGUGUGAUGGAGCUCCGCAAGGAAAUGGCCAGCGAACGGCCUGCGCUGCACCACGACACGCUCGCCCGCUGGCAGCAGCAGCUACAGCAUAUCGAGCAUAUGGCUCAGCACGCCGUGGAUGACUUCUUCAGGGGCAUCGAGGACUUUCUGCAGCAUUCAGCGGACAGUGAUUCGUUGCCAUACGAAACGUUCACGCACAACAAGGGUGCACCCAAUCUGCACGAGCAGAAACGCAAUGCGUAUGGCGUGUCUGUGUGGAAGAAGAUACGCAUGAAAUUGGAAGGACGCGAUCCGGAUAGCAAUCAGCGUGCCAGCGUCGCUGAGCAGGUCGACUACGUGUUGCGCGAGGCCACCAAUCCGGACAAUCUGGCCGUACUGUACGAGGGCUGGACGCCAUGGGUCUAAGUUGACGGACGUGGCCACAAAUUGCCAGCAAAUGGCAAAUGGGCA